AUGCGCACAAUCAGACCUUCAUGGGCGAUACUCCUGCUAAUCGGAGCAGGAGCCGCCGAAGCAGGACUGGAUCUCACGAACGCGCCGCGAUUUGCAGAAAAGAGAUUUGAUCACGCGGUAGAUCCACUUGAGGGAGCACAAGGGAACAAUGUGGAAGGGGUCGCGGGACCCGCCAUCGAGGCACGAAACCCAUUGGAUGCCAGCGCUUUGCUGAAUGGCCUCGGCCAAGGACCAGAGGGCAAUACAGGUGGAAACAACAAGCCAAGUACCGGCAACAUUGGCGGCGACCUUGCGAAUCAGAUUGCCGGUGGAGGAUCUCCGAGCCUUGAUCAAAUCAUUGGGGGUGUCAACGGACAAGGGAAGGGUGGUGCGCAGAACCAGAGCACAUCACAAGAGCCGGGCAAGCCAAAAGGAGAAGGCAAUGCUGGAGGUCAAGUGGCACCGCAGAACAGUGCUGGAAACGGUAUUGUGAUUCAGGUCGAGAAGACUACCAUCAUGGAGGCAAAUGGUCAACAGAUCCAGACAGAUGUCGUUAAGGAGGUAGGAAAACAGUCUCCAGCGCCAGCGCUUGUCGAAGCACCACCUGCAGCACCAACUGCAGCGCCACCAGCGGCAGCUCAGCCAACACCCCCUCCGGCUCCCAAGGGGGAGAUGUCCGCAUCUCUGCCUGCUCCUAUGGCAGCUCUACCAUCCCCUGAAGGCAAGCCUGCACCACCGCCACCAGUUGCGAUGGGCGAGAUGCCUCAGCCGGGACCUGAAGGUAAGCCUGCACCGUCACCAGGCCUAGGCCCGGAAGGAAUGCCAGCACCGCCGGCUCCUAUGGCAGCUCUGCCACCCCCUGAAGGCAAGCCUGCACCACCACCAGCACCGAUGGCUGGAAUGCCGCCCCCGCCUGCUGAAGGAAAGCCGGGAAUGCUACCACCACCAGCACCACCUGCUCCCGCAGCCGAGGUACCCAAACAAGCGGCGAACAGUACGGCUGUGAUGGAGGCUGCAAAGUCUGCACCAGAAGCUCGUAUUACCACGUCCGCCGAGGGAAACAAGGCUGAAGCCAGCCCAAUCCCUUCAUUUGCACUGAUCACUUCAGUCCCGUCGUUCACUCUGGCACUUUCGUCAGCCAGUGCCAACAGCACCAUGGCCGCCGGUGUUACUGUUUCGGCUGGCGGCGACUCAGCAGGAGGAGCAGAAUCUGGAGCGAAAUCAUCUGCAUCGGCAACCAGAUCUUCUAAAGCGGGAGCUCCUCCAGGUGCAAUUACCGUAAUAGCCGGAUCUGGAUCGAAUGCUACGUCUGCGAAAGCAGGAUCUCCACCAGCGGCUAUUACAGUGGAAGCUGGAGUGGGCGGCAAUGCUACGUCGGCAAAGGCAGGAUCUCCUCCGGCCGCUAUUACUGUAGAAGCGGGAGUGGGAGGAAGUGCAACAUCGGCAACAUCAGGAGCUCCUCCAGCCGGGGUCACAGUGUCAGCGGGAUCAGGAGGAAUGGCAUCGUCCACCAAAGCAGGAUCUCCACCAGCAGCUAUAACAGUGGAAGCUGGAGUGGGCGGAAAUGCUACGUCGGCAAAAGCAGGAAGUCCUCCAGCAGCAAUCACAGUUGAAGCUGGAUCUGGUGGAAGUGGUGCCUCGGCCAGUACAUCGUCAGCGAAUGGAGCCUCGGCAAGCGGUGUAACUGUUGUCGCUGGUGGAGGCAGUGGCGCCGCUGGCUCGGGUUCCGCCAAUGGGACGGUGACUGUUAUCGCAGGCACUGGCGGAAAAGCCAACGUUACCAAUGCAGAAGAGGCCGCUAAGAACGGUGGUUGUGCUUGCAAAUGUAGCUGUCCUGCAGGAUCCUUCCCGAUGAAUGCUCAGGCUCCUCCGCCAUUCCAGCUCGGCUCCAUGGUAUCAUCUGCCGCGAGUACUAUGCAGACUGUAGUAUCCGCAUCUAGUGCUGCUCAAGAAGCAGUUUCGAUUCCGUCCAGCAGCGCCGCAGCAACAAGCGAAUCAGCGACAUUAGCAAGUGAAGCUGCAACACCAUCAUCAGCAUCAUCAUCAUCAUCAGCAUCAUCAUCAUCAUCAGCAGCAGCAGCAGUAGGCGAAGCCAUUUCGACACCACCAGCGGCUGCUAGUGAGGCCGUUGCAAGUUCAGCCGCUUCUACGACAAGUGAGGCCAGAAGCGUACCAGCACAAUCCCAGAUCCAGGGGAACACAGGGGCUGGAACGACAGUUGGACCACCACCUCCUCCUCCCGCAGCACAGUCAACCCCAGCGAACGGGUUGCCAUUCAACAUUGAGACAGUGCAGCUGCACAGUCGAGUAACGGUUAAUCUUGGCAAGAGAUUAGCUCAGCCGACGCAGAAGAAAAGAUGGUGGUAG
Messenger RNA from Parastagonospora nodorum SN15, 2346 nucleotides. RefSeq lists its product as hypothetical. The record is from RefSeq and is a predicted model, not a curated record. Lineage: Eukaryota; Fungi; Ascomycota; Dothideomycetes; Pleosporales; Phaeosphaeriaceae. Bases 1 to 2346 code for a protein of 781 amino acids. The transcript has 3 exons.